GCCGGGGUGUCGGCCGCCGUUGUGGUCUGUGUGGUUGGUGGCAUCUGUGUAGUGUGUAGUGUGUAACACUUCUGUUGCUUUCUCCAGGAACACCGGUUUCUGUGCUCACAACAAACACCAGACAUCGCACCGCAGCGCACAAGAAAUGUUCAGAAGACCGUCGCAGAAAAACAUGUGCAGGACACAGCAGCAGCAGCAGCAGCAGCAGCAGCAACCACAGACACACAGCAGCGGUAAAUACGGCCGAAGUGAGGCCCAGCAGUCUGCUCCCAAGCCCAAGCGAACGUCAAGCAUACUCGGCAAGCUCAUGAGGAGAACGUCGUCGUCCGCCAACACCGUGGCGAAGAGCGUCGAAAUACCGAGCCAGCAGCCUCCACUGCUCCCGAUGCUUCCAGCUGAGCCAUCGUCUCCAGUCCUCUCCUCCAACUCGCAGUUCUCCUCCUAUUCGUCCUCGUCGUCCUUCUCCGAGCGCACGUCAUCCUUUGGCACGCUCCUCCCCCACGCACACGAGAAGCUCCCCUCCGACUGGGAGUUGCGCUACGACACCAUGCUUUGCCAGUUCUACUACGUCAACACCACAGAGAACAUCGUCCAGUUCGACUCGCCGCUCGAGGUCCUCACCCACUGAGGAGGUCCGUCUGCUCGGCCUCCACUCAUGCAUCCGUCUACACAUUCAAUCCUACGCCUUUUCUUUGCUUUUCUAAUAUUCUCCCACUUUUAUUCCCUCCUAAUGCCCCAUCCACGUUCUGUCAAUAUUAAUCAUAUAAUGAAAAUAUAAUAAUAAUAUAAUAAUCAUAUAG
Pichia membranifaciens NRRL Y-2026 is the source of this 800-nucleotide messenger RNA. RefSeq lists its product as hypothetical. The transcript has a single exon. NCBI's taxonomy places the organism in Eukaryota, Fungi, Ascomycota, Pichiomycetes, Pichiales, Pichiaceae. Gene Ontology annotation, molecular function: protein binding. Bases 173 to 628 code for a protein of 151 amino acids. The record is from RefSeq and is a predicted model, not a curated record.